This is a messenger RNA of Racocetra persica, 514 nucleotides long. The record is from the annotation of a GenBank genome assembly. Lineage: Eukaryota; Fungi; Glomeromycota; Glomeromycetes; Diversisporales; Gigasporaceae.
ACGCUCGAAGGUUUGCUUUUGAAGAAAAUCUAUAUCAACCUUUUAAUCAAAUAUCUGAUAAUACCAAAAAAAUCUUCGUGCCUCUUAAGCUCUCGUUAUAUUUCAUGAUGCACAUAAAGAUGCUUAGUGUUUCAGAAAUUGAACAACUAAACGUUGAAGAAAAAGAAUAUACGAAGCGUGCACUCGCAAACGGUAUUAAAGAGAAGAUGACAAUUAUUUCUAAGCACGCCGGUGAAUCCUGGAGAAAGGAAAAGCCGAAAAUUAAGAAGGCAUUCGCAAAAGUUUCGAAACGUAUUGACGAACUUUUACAGAGAAGGAAGCAAAGUGAGAAAGCUUACCAAAUCAUAUAUGAUCCUAACAUGGACAAAGUUCAACAGAUUCCACAAGAAUCUGUGGAUAUUAAUAAUCAACACGAUCUUUUAAUACAAACUACUCCCAUGUUAUACUGUCCUUUGUCACAACAUCAUGAAUAUAGUUACUCAUUGAAUGUGGAAGAUAUUGCAUUUCUUUAUUG